GCCGUUCGGCCUGCUGGCAGCUGCUUCUGAUCAUCAGCGUGUCUGUAAUCUUUCGUCCCACAGAAGAGACAGUGAGCAGGAUUCAUCUGAGGGAAGAUUGAUUUUUUGAGGUCACCGUCUAGAAAAACAAACACAAUCGGCAGUUCAUUCAUCAAGUCCGGCUUUAUCGUUGAAGGAGACCUUUCAUUUUGUCAAGCGGAGUAAUAAAAAGUCAAUUUUUGGCAUUAAUCUAAGGAUGAUAUUGACAACGAGUGAUCUGUCUACUACAAUUCUUGAGUCCAAAGUUCAAUGCUUUAAGAAAAAUAUCUUUAAUCCUGCUGAGGUGUCAACAAACCUGCUUGGUCUCUUCACCAACAGUAAAGCAUCAACAGUCUGACUCUGUCCAUUCAGGAUCUCUAACCUCAGGCAUUAAUCGCACAAGCGUUCAUCAAAGGGAAGCUUCAGCUGGAGAUCCGAAGUCUUGGAGGCUCUGUGACUGUCAGACUGCCAAGUGGUUCUGGCAACAAAUCGCACAUCCUGAAAGCAGAGUAGAGGAGAAGAGCUUUCGGGUAAACAAGAGUCUGUCAAGUUUCAUCACUAAAUAGCAGAGGCUUUUAUUCAUCGGUCAACAGAGAUAGAAACACACACCUGUCAGAUCUCAAACAGACACGUGCUGCUACGCUAACUGGUUUCAAUCAGGCUCCUCUGAAUAGGCAUGGCCGACUGGAGUCUGCUGGGGAACUUUCUAGAAGAAGUCCAGGAGCAUUCAACCUCGGUGGGAAAGGUGUGGCUCACUAUUCUUUUCAUCUUCCGGAUCUUGGUACUAGGCACGGCUGCUGAAUCCUCGUGGGGGGACGAGCAGGAAGACUUCACCUGCGACACAGAGCAGCCCGGCUGCGAGAACGUUUGUUACGACCGAGCCUUUCCUAUAGCGCAUAUACGCUUCUGGGUGCUCCAGAUCGUGUUCGUGUCUACACCUUCUCUGAUCUACAUGGGGCACGCAAUGCAUAUCGUCCGCCGAGAGGAGAAGAAGAGGAAAGAGCUGGAUGAUGAAGGAGCGCAGAGAGAUGGAGAAAAGUACCCAGAAGAUGACAAGAACAAGGAGGACGAAGGUGGAGGUAGGAGGGUACGAUUGAAGGGUGCGUUGCUGCAAACAUACGUCCUCAGCAUCCUCAUCCGCACUGUGAUGGAAGUGAUCUUCAUCAUAAUCCAGUACCUGAUCUACGGAGUCUUCCUUAGUGCACUCUAUGUGUGUAAAGCCCCUCCGUGUCCACAUCCGGUCAACUGCUACAUCUCCAGACCAACAGAGAAGAACGUGUUCAUUGUCUUCAUGCUAGCAGUAGCAGCGGUGUCACUGCUGCUUAGUAUCGUGGAACUGUAUCAUUUGGCAUGGAAGCAGUUGAGGAAGUAUGUGCACGGAUACAAGGCUUCCAAACAACGACCAAACACGCCGUCCACCAUGCCUGCACUUUCACCAAAUCCGUCCACCCCAAACCGAGCCUGCACCCCACCUCCAGAUUUCAACCAAUGCUUGACCUCGCCGCCAUCUUCUCCUACUUUACAGACACACUCACUUUUACAUCCGACCUGCCCUCCAUUUCACGACCGACUGGCGCACCAGCAGAACUCUGCAAACAUGGUCACUGAAAGGCACAGAGGACAAGACUACUUGGGGGUCAACUUCUUGAGCUUCUCACAGACACCUACAGAGACUCCCAACUCCUGUGCCUCACCUUCAUUCCUAAGCAGUGAUUUUGAGGACAAGCGAAGGUUUAGUAAGAGCAGCGGGACCAGCAGCCGCAUGAGACCGGACGACCUUGCGGUAUAGCACUGGCCAGUCAUAUGUGGAAAUUGGGUUGUCUAGUGUGACUAAAGGCUGAUUUAUACUUCUGCAUCAAGCGCAUGCGUAUGCUCCGGUGCAACCUUCAUGCAGUCGAAUAGCCCUUGCCGUGGCUAACGCCUCUCAAAAAAAUGUAACUACAUGUCACAACGAUUCAUAGCGCAAGCUCUGCGAUUGGUCAGCUUGGUAGUGCUGACAAGCAUGGAUGGUGCUGAGAGCCGUGAGCCAUAUGCAGCGAUUGCUUAUGUAACCCCACCGGUCCUACACCACCCAACCCGCUCCGAGCUGGGAGCGAACCGGCGACCUUCCGCAUGGGAGUCGGUUGCUCUAACAAGGAGGCUAAAGACCAUGGCCUCUAGUGUCUGUCGCUAGAGCACCUUUAGAGGUCAGAGGAGUGAGGAUUACCUGCACAGCACACAAUAGCUGGCCUCUGUUACACUCACCCCCCUAAACCUCACUCCCAUCCGGGUCACGGCACCAAUGUAACCCCACCGGUCCUACACCACCCAACCCGCUCCGAGCUGGGAUCGAACCGGCGACCUUCCACAUGGGAGUCGGUUGCUCUAACAAGGAGGCUAAAAACCAUGGCCUCUAGCGUCCGCUGCUAGAGCACCUUUAGAGGUCAGAGGAGUGAGGUUUACCUGCACAGCACACACUAGCUGGCCUCCGUUACACUUACAGUUGUCAAGCCCUACGAAGGAGCUCCAAAUGGAAACUUUUGUUUUGUGUUUACCUUAUGAUUAAUGUUGUUGCACGUCCGCCGGUUCCCGCCUCUGAAUAGGCAAGUUUUAGCUACGUAUUUUAAGAAACUGAACACAGAGGAACAUGCAAACAUACUGCCAGCUAGCGUGUCAGAAUUGUUAUUGCAGAGCAACACAAACAGCACACAGAAGUAUAUAUGCACGACUACGCACAAGGCAAGCACCGCGCUGUUCACGCCAAUCACUCAACGCAGAAGUAUAAACCAGCCUUAAGCCUCAAA
Danio rerio (zebrafish) is the source of this 2801-nucleotide messenger RNA. RefSeq names its product gap junction protein, alpha 5b (gene gja5b). The record is from RefSeq and is marked provisional. Gene Ontology annotation, cellular component: connexin complex; plasma membrane; gap junction. Gene Ontology annotation, biological process: cell communication; transmembrane transport. NCBI's taxonomy places the organism in Eukaryota, Metazoa, Chordata, Actinopteri, Cypriniformes, Danionidae.